Molecule: messenger RNA, 990 nt
Organism: Exaiptasia diaphana
Lineage: Eukaryota; Metazoa; Cnidaria; Anthozoa; Actiniaria; Aiptasiidae
Exons: 2
Coding region: 1-990 (329 amino acids)
Source: RefSeq, a predicted model, not a curated record
AUGAUCCCACACGUCAGGCAGCUUGCUUCUUCUGAUGAUACGCAUCUAACAUACGCGGGCAUUGAUACUGAUGAUAUUCAAUCAAGUUUAAAUCAUGAUUUGGAGAACGUUACGAAUUGGCUUAAAGCAAAUAAACUUACUCUAAAUACGACAAAAACCGAAUUCAUGUUGAUAGGCUCAAGGCAAAGGUUGUCUACUCUUACAAAUCUCCCCAAGCCUGAAAUCAAUGGUUCUUCAAUAGACCAAGUAACAAGUACGAAAUCACUUGGAGUAUACAUUGAUAGCAAUUUAACUUGGAGUGACCAUAUUGAUAAACUAACCAAGAAAAUUGCUUCAGGAAUUGGGGCCAUUAAGCGAGUAAGACACCUUGUUCCUCAACUAACUUUGCAAAAAAUUUAUCACGCCCUAGUCCAGCCGCACUUUGACUAUUGUAAUGUCGUUUGGGGCAAUUGUGGUACUACUCUACAUAAUAAAUUGCAGAAACUACAAAAUAGAGCAGCCCGUGUCUUGACCCAUUCAAGCUACGAUGCCAGCGCUGACAAUCUUUUUARAAUUCUGGGCUGGAAAACCCUAGAUUGCCAGCAACAAAUGGCACGUGCAACAAUGGUUUUUAAGAGCGACUGUCCAGAAAUAUCGAGCAUAGUCCGGCCACAGAAUUUGAAAUUUUCAUUGUGGCCGGAUAUUUUAGAUUUUGCUCGAUUUUUCUGGACAGUCGCUCUUAAGUGUCGACAUGGGCUUGCUCCUAAUUAUCUUUGUAAUAAAUUUAGUAACCACAUUUCUUCAUAUGCACUAAGGGACUCUGUCGACAAAGUCAAUGUUCCAUUACCACGUACUAACUAUGGUAAAAAUAGCUUCAGUUAUAGUGGAGCUAUUGCAUGGAACAGCCUUCCAAGUAAACUAAGGCAGGCAGAGUCCCUUAGGCAAUUUAAACAUCAUUCUAUUAUUACAAACAAUUUAAGGCACGGCAUUCAUGGAAAACAGCUUUUUUAG